Messenger RNA from Macadamia integrifolia, 4058 nucleotides. RefSeq names its product polyadenylation and cleavage factor homolog 4-like. The coding region runs from base 475 to 3648 and encodes 1057 amino acids. Gene Ontology annotation, cellular component: cytoplasm; mRNA cleavage factor complex. Lineage: Eukaryota; Viridiplantae; Streptophyta; Magnoliopsida; Proteales; Proteaceae. Gene Ontology annotation, molecular function: RNA polymerase II complex binding; mRNA binding. The record is from RefSeq and is a predicted model, not a curated record. Gene Ontology annotation, biological process: termination of RNA polymerase II transcription. The transcript is spliced from 6 exons.
UGAAUAAAAACCGAUAUAUAAAAAGGGCGAGUGAAGAUGAAGCUAGCUUGAUUCUGCUAUUCAUCCUCUCCCAGAUUCAAUGAUGGAGCCAACGAGCUUUCUCCACAUAGAAAGCUCUUUUCGUUCCCUAUUUGCAGUCGCUUCGAAUCGAAUGCGCUUCUUCUGUUCUCCAAAUUACGGAACUCAACAACUAUUCGGAGGCUCAAUGCUUCUGUAUCGAUAGCCAUGCUUUUUGGUUCUAUGUAAAUCUACUGUAAUCGGAGAUUCUAGGUUUUCGGAUUCCUGAAAUCCGUUCUCGAUCGACACUAGGUUAAAAAGUUUCAAUCUUUUUUUGUAUUAGUUUCAGGUUUCUUAUUUUUUUCUUUUUUCUAUUUUAUUUUAUAUAUUCAUGUAACACAAAGAAGGUUAGGGUUAGGGUUUUUCAGGGUUUUCCUUGUUUGUUCUCCCCCCUCCCCAUUCUGGGUUGUUUUGGAGAUGGAAAUGGAGGGUUCUCGUAGAUCCAUUGAUAGGUCGAGGGAACCAGGUUUAAAGAAACCUAGAUUGUCUGAGGAAACCGAACGAGAUCGUAGUUUUAACGGCGUUGUUGAUCGUGAUCGUGAUCGAGCGUUUCAGCAGAGACUCUCUACUGUUGGAAGCGGCCCCGGUGCUGGACCUUUGCUUUCGAGGUUUAAAACGAACGAGAGGGAACGGAAUGUGGAGAGAGAUGAGCCUGUACGAGGAGUUUAUCAGCAGCAGCAGCAGCAGCAGCUUCAAGAGCUUGUCAGUCAGUAUAAAACAGCUCUCGCAGAAUUGACCUUCAAUUCAAAGCCAAUCAUCACUAACCUCACUAUUAUAGCGGGGGAGAACCUCCAUGCUGCCAAGGGGAUCGCUGCCACUGUCUGUGCGAAUAUUCUUGAGGUACCCAGUGAGCAAAAGCUACCAUCUCUCUACCUUUUAGAUAGUAUUGUAAAGAACAUUGGGAGAGAUUAUAUUAAACACUUCGCUACCAGACUACCUGAGGUGUUCUGCAAGGCCUACAGACAGGUUGAUUCUUCAGUUCAUUCUGGUAUGCGGCAUCUUUUUGGGACUUGGAAAGGUGUAUUUCCGCCUGCCACUCUUCAGAAAAUAGAGAAAGAACUUGGUUUCUCACCUGCAAUGAAUGGCUCAUCUUCUGGCAUUUCAGAAUCGAGGCCUGAUUCACAAUCACAACGCCCUCAGCAUAGCAUUCAUGUGAAUCCUAAGUAUUUAGAGGCGAGGCAGCGCCUGCAACAGUCAAACAAGAACUCUCAACGUCCCCAAAGAGAAGUGUUAAGUGAGCCUGUUCAUGAGAAGAACACUGGUGCAACUUAUGGAGAUUAUGAAUAUGGUUCUGAUCUUUCAAGGCAUCCGGACAUGGGAGCAGAAAGUGGCAGUGAGAGGCUUACUGAGAGAGGACUUGACAAGACUUGGUAUGGAGCCAGAAGCAGUGCUGACUCGGUUGUUGGCCUCACCAAUGGGUUUGAUGCACGGCAUGGAUUUUCAAACUACCAAGCACCUAGAUCUACUACUCAGGCUGUUGCUCAGCUACAGAACACUCCGAGCACUGUAAACAGAAGUAGCAGAGGGAUAUCUAAGAAUUGGAAGAACUCAGAGGAAGAGGAGUACAUGUGGGACGAUAUGAACUUCAGAUUGACAGAUCAUGGGGCCCCUGAUAGCUCAAGGAGAGAUGGUUGGACUCCAGAUGAUUCAGAAAAGCUGGAUGAAGAACACCUUCCACAACCUCUUAGCGAACAUGAUAUUGGGUCUAAAAUUAAUAGAGAAACUUCCUCGGAUUCAAAAUCCAUGACAAAGAGAGGACAAGCAACAUUUGGGCAUCGAACAUCACCAAUGUGGUCAUUGCAAGAGCCACACCCAGUAGAUGCCCAUACAGGCCAAACUUUAAUGGUUUCAGGUGGUUCAGCUUCUCUGAGUAGUCCUUUCACCAGGGCUGGGCUUCGUCCCCAGAUGGUUCCAUCGUCGGGAUCUGCUGGAGUUUUAGGGCAACAACGGCAUCUUCCUUUGGGAUCUGCAUCCCCAUCCAGACAGUCUCCCAGUCACCAGGAUCCUCAUUCACCUGUAUCUUUUGCACUUCAUCAGCAUCAACAAUCACAUAAUUUGUCUGAGCUAGACCAUCCCCAAUCAGAGCACUUUGCUCAGCCUGGUUUGAAACCAUCUCAGCUUGCGGGAUCAUUGAAUCAUGUACCUCAAGAGUCUUCCCCCGUCCCCUUUAAUCAGCCUGGUACUCAGCCAAAUUUGCAAUUGAAUCAAUCACAGCCUCCCCAACAUCUACAAACUCCAUCUCCUUUGAUGCCUUUUCCUCAACUAAGGCCUCAUACUCCCUUCUCACAGCAGCAGCCUCAGCCAGAGAAAUUGCCGUCUCAAAUAUCGGGUCAGUCCCGUAAGCUACUGCCUCAAGUACCAAAUUUUGGAACUCUAACAACAGGCUCUUCUGUGCCUAGCCAUUCUAAUAGUUCCACCGUGGAGCAAACUGGAGAAUCAAACACUAGAAGUUUGUUGGAUGCAGUUUUGAAAAAGGGACUGUUCUCAAACAACUUAGGCCUCCCCAAUCUUAAUUUCCAGGAGUCGGGGUCGCCAUCUAAUUUGAACAUACGGCCCCCCCUGCCAAGUGGUCCUCCCCCAAUCCAGCAUGCUGGAUCAUCUACUCCUUUGGUUUCACCAUCUUCUUCAGCUUCAGCUUCCCGUGGGAAUGCAUCAGCUGUAACGACACUCCCUCAGAGAACAGCUGUCCGGCCUCCUUUGCCUCCUGGACCUCCACCUUCCUCAUCUAUUGUUGGUAGCACAUCAACGCAGACAUCAAGUAUAACCAGUGCUACUCCCAAUCCUCUUUCAAGUCUUUUGAAUUCAUUAGUUGCACGGGGCUUGAUAUCUGCAUCAACGACAGAGUCAUCAACUGUUACUGCUACCCAGGUGCCUAGUCAAAACCAAAAGCUGAGUCCUGGUCCAAGUACCAGUAGUUCCAUGUCAGUUUCCCUGAGUCCAGCUGCUGCAACCAUCCCUUCAUCUUCUGGGAAUGAACUUCCUUUUACAGAAUCUGGCGCAAAGAGCACAACUACCUUGUCUCAAGCCACCACAAGUGAAUUGAAGGGCCUCAUCGGGAUGGAGUUUAAGCCGGAGAUUAUCCGGGAAUCACAUCCAUCAGUUAUCAGUGGCCUCUUUGAUGACCUUUCCUAUAAUUGCAAUAUCUGUGGUCUUCGACUUAGACUUAAAGAAAGACUUGAUAGACAUAUGGAGUGGCAUGCUUCAAAGAAGCCUGAACAAAGUAGUUGCAAUAUGGUUUCAAGGAGAUGGUAUGCAAAUUUGGGCGACUGGAUUGCAGGUAACGUAUGGCAUCCAUCUGGACCUACUUCCACUGCUUCAAUUGAAAUUUCAGUGAAUGUAGCAUUGGAGGAAAGUGAACAGGCAGUACCUGCUGAUGAAAGCCAGUGUGUGUGUGUCUUGUGUGGAGAGCUGUUUGAGGAUUUCUACUGUCAUGAAAGAGACAUAUGGAUGUUCAAAGGAGCGGUGUAUAUGAUCAUUCCAGCUGGGGAUGACAAUGGAGGAACUGGUGGGAGUGCUGUCCAGGGUCCUAUUGUGCAUGCAACCUGUGCUUCACAAAUUUCUGCUUAUGACUUGGAACAGGCAGGUGAAUGAUGCUUUGAAGUUGUAAAUCCACAUGACUCAUUGUACUGAGGGUAUGAUGAAUGAACUGACACAAGAUAUGCAGUUUUACCCUUGUUCAUCAGGCUAAUUUGCUGGUGCUUGGAAAAUGGGAUCGUGGGCCGAGCAACGCCUCAAUAUGUUCUAUUUUCCGCAUCAUUUCUUUUUCAAAAGAAAUAUAUAAAAUACAAAUCCAUAGAUAUUUUGCUCUUUGGAUUUCUUCUCUGAUGUGGGUUUUGUGUAUUGUUCCUUGAAAUCUCCUUUCUUCAAGCUGGCUUAAGUUCUUACCAAAAAGAGGAAAAAAACUGGCUUAAGUUGGUUUGUGGUUAAUUCCAGCAAAUGAUGUAGCUACCAAAGAAUCCUGUCCUCUGUAAUCAGUUUUGCAGUUGGUUGCCUUUUUUUUU